AUGCUUGGAAUAGAAGAGGAAACUAUAAAGAGCAGGAAAUCCUUGAGACAGAAAUUUAGCGCAGAUGAAGAUAAACGCAAAGUUGAGCUAGUUAGUGUUUAUGGCAAUCAUUCAUGGAAAAAAAUUGCGACAUUAAUGGAAGGCAGGAAUACACGCCAAUGUCGCGAAAGAUAUAUUAAUUACCUAUCACCAAACCUUAUUAAUGGACCUUGGACUUCCCAAGAGGAUCGAUUCUUAAUUGAUAAGGUGAAGCAAUUUGGUCAGAGUUGGUCGAAAAUUGUUAAAUAUUUCCCAACAAGAUCUGAUGUUAACAUCAAAAACAGAUACGCCCUUCUUGUUUCUAAAGGUAAGGCUCCAAGGUUUAAAUCGGAAACCCACAGGACCAAAAGUAAGAAGGCGGAAACAACUGUGCUCAAAAGUGAACCUUGUGUAUCUAUUGAAGAAAUAUUUGAUACAUCAAUCUCUGAAUUUCAAGAAUUGAAAUUGGAUUCCAAAAAUGAUUGCCCAUUUAAUCUCUCAUCCGAAGAAUUAUUUGAUUUAUCUUUUUAUUAG
Molecule: messenger RNA, 552 nt
Organism: Trichomonas vaginalis G3
Lineage: Eukaryota; Parabasalia; Trichomonadida; Trichomonadidae
Product: RNA polymerase II transcription regulator recruiting protein
Exons: 1
Coding region: 1-552 (183 amino acids)
Source: RefSeq, a predicted model, not a curated record